Tripterygium wilfordii is the source of this 1560-nucleotide messenger RNA. Its product is annotated as WRKY transcription factor 6-like. NCBI's taxonomy places the organism in Eukaryota, Viridiplantae, Streptophyta, Magnoliopsida, Celastrales, Celastraceae. Gene Ontology annotation, biological process: regulation of DNA-templated transcription. Bases 162 to 1427 code for a protein of 421 amino acids. The record is from RefSeq and is a predicted model, not a curated record. The transcript is spliced from 5 exons. Gene Ontology annotation, molecular function: sequence-specific DNA binding; DNA-binding transcription factor activity.
UACUCUCUCUCUCUCUGCCGGAAUAAAGGACUCCAUUGAUAGUACUGGUUCAACUCUUCUUUCUUCAUUUCUAAGCCAACUAAUUAAGACUACAAGUUUCAUACGUGCAAGCACGGCAUCAUCAUCAUCCAUCAUAUAUAUAAAAUAUAAUAGAUAUAUCUAUGGAUCACUCAAUCUCUCACGAUUUGGUUAUCAACUUUAAUGAUGGAAAAAGAGAGAUGGAUUUCUUCGACAAAAAGAACGAAGAGAGUACUAUGAUCGGUACAUCAGUUCGUGUCAAGGAAGAUAAGCUAGUGCCUGCUCAUCAUCAAGCCCUUGAUCAUGUAAAUACAUGUUUGAAUCUUUCUACAAGUAAUAGUCAUGGGAAAUCAAUUUUGGAUGAUGGGUUAUCAAGAAAUAAGGAAAAUAACCCAAAAAUGAAUGAGAUGGAAAUAUUACAAGCUGAAUUGGAGAGGAAGAGAGUAGAGAAUCAAAGUCUGAAAUCCAUGCUUAAUCAGGUGAACAAUGACUACUAUACCCUACAACUACAGCUUGUUGCACUAAGGGAGGAUCAGAAAAGUAAUAGACAUGGAAGAAUUAGAGGUGGAGGAGGCUUUGAUGUUGCAAGACAAUCAUUCAAGGAUCUUAAUUGUGAUAAUAGGGGAGAAAUUAGUUGCAGAUCUGGAAGAGAUGUUCAACAAGAGAGCACAAACAAAGGGCCCAUGAUUGUUGAUACUUCAAGGGAUGUGCUUGAACAAAAUCAACAAAAUAUGUCCAUGACUAGAAGAAAGCCUCGGGUCUCCGUUCGAACAAGAUCUGAGGCAUCCAUGAUCUCUGAUGGAUGUCAAUGGAGGAAGUAUGGACAAAAGCUAGCCAAAGGAAACCCUUGCCCUCGAGCUUACUAUCGUUGCACCAUGGCUUCUACUUGUCCUGUCAGAAAACAAGUACAAAGGUGUGCACUAGACAGAACAAUCCUCAUAACAACUUAUGAAGGAAAUCACAACCAUCCCCUCCCUUCAGCUGCCAUGGCAAUGGCAUCUACAACAUCGGUGGCCGCAUCGACAUUUCUUUCGGGGUCUAUGCCUAGCGGAGGUGAUCAUCUUGGCCUACAAUUGAUGAACUCAAAUGCACUUGCAGAAACCCUAACACUUUCAGCUUCAGCACCGUUUCCUACUAUAACACUUGAUCUCACUCAAGACCAUGCUCUUUCUCCAAAUUCUGUGUCAAUCCCACAAUCAUCACUCUCUAAUCAAUCCAAACUCCUUUUGGGGGGUCUUCAAGGAAUUGGACCUCCUCAUUUCAGUCAUGCACAGACACAAGUAUUGCCAGACACAAUUAGCUCGAUCGCGGCGGAUCCGAACUUCACAGAAGCACUAGUGGCAGCCCUAGCUUCCAUCCUUGGCAAUGUUCAUGGCAACAACAAUAAUAGCUCCAAUACAAGAGAUUGAAUUAGAUAUCGUGUUAUUAUAUAUUGAUUUGUAGGGAAGUGCAAAAUGUAAUUACAUAUUGGACUUUCUUUUUUUUGGGUAUUUUUUGAGGGUGAAGAGAGGACAUAUUAAGACAAUAAUAUAUAUAUAUAUA